AUGUUGCUCGAUGUCGAUGUAGGAGAUGAAGACUUGAUUGCCAUGAAUUGGGGUAAGAGUAGGGGUUUCGAGCUUUCCCCAGAUCUCCGAGGUCUUCUGUCAGACGAUCCUAUGCUUGCGAGGUCAUUGGCGUAUUAUGCUCAAGGAAAGUAA
This is a messenger RNA of Pyrenophora tritici-repentis Pt-1C-BFP, 153 nucleotides long. The record is from RefSeq and is a predicted model, not a curated record. NCBI's taxonomy places the organism in Eukaryota, Fungi, Ascomycota, Dothideomycetes, Pleosporales, Pleosporaceae.